AUGGCUGGGUCUUUUUGUUUCCUGGCUUCUGUUCUCGUCUUCGUUGCAUCAAUGUCAUCGAUCGCAACGGCAACAUCACGGUUAGAUUUGGUCGGUGACUACAAACCAAUAAAGGACAUAGCUGAUCCAUACAUCCAAAGCCUAGGAGAGUUCGCAGUGAAGGAGCACAAUAAGGAAGCCAAAACAGAAUUGAAAUUCAAAGAAGUGAUUAGUGGAAAAUUACAGAUUGUUGCUGGGACCAACUACGAGCUUCAGUUAACGGCUCUCGAGGGGAGUAUUAUAAACAUAAUUUAUGAGACUCUUGUAUUCACAGAUCUGAAGAACGAGAACCACCUUAUCAAAUUCUAUUCCAUUUCUAACUAA
Molecule: messenger RNA, 363 nt
Organism: Cucumis sativus (cucumber)
Lineage: Eukaryota; Viridiplantae; Streptophyta; Magnoliopsida; Cucurbitales; Cucurbitaceae
Product: cysteine proteinase inhibitor 5
Exons: 1
Coding region: 1-363 (120 amino acids)
Molecular function (GO): cysteine-type endopeptidase inhibitor activity
Source: RefSeq, a predicted model, not a curated record